CCCCGCCUCAUUUUGGAAUUAUUCUGUUUCACUGAUUCUCUACAAUGAAGAAAACUCCCUUCUCUUCUUCUUCUUCUUCUUCUUCUUCUUCUUCGCCUUCCUCUUCCUCCUCCUCUCCCACCAUAACUGUCCUCUUCAGCCGCCACGUCAGCGAUUCUGAUCUGGCUAUUCUUUCUUUUUAAUUUUCCUCAUGCAUCCUUUCUGCUGCGUCUCCACCGUAUCCGAUCACUCUCCUUCUAAACCCUUUCUGUCUCCGAUCCCCAUGUCCGCCGCCACCGCCACUUCCCCUUCCUUCGCCUCUACCAGAUCCGACUCCGUCUCCACCCGAUCUGCUUCCCAAAAAUUCGCCCAUUCUAAUCUCAAUUACACUAACAACAAUCAUAAUCACCAUACUAACACCAACAACUUCUUAAACCACAACGAUGCCAAUCGUCUGAGUCAGAGAGGAUUGUCUUCGGCUUCCACUUUGACGGCCGCGUCUGCGUCUGGCAGGGAGCCUCCCGUAGAUGUCAAAAUAAACGACAUCGUUGGGAAUGGGAUAUCUGGAAUACUCUACAAGUGGGUCAAUUACGGGAAAGGAUGGAGGCCUCGGUGGUUCGUUUUGCAGGACGGUGUAUUGUCCUAUUACAAGAUUCACGGUCCCGAUAAGAUUUUCGUUAGCCCCGAGACUGAGAAAGGAUCCAAAGUUAUCGGGGACGAGUCCAUGCGGAUCAUCUCUAGACAUAAGCAUGUCAAUGGCAAUCCUCAACAUCGCCGCAAGCCCUUCGGUGAAGUCCAUCUAAAGGUUUCUUCAAUCCGCGAGAGCAGAUCAGAUGACAAGAGAUUCUCGAUUUUCACUGGAACGAAGAGGCUCCAUUUGCGUGCGGAAACACGCGAUGAUCGCGUCGCUUGGAUGGAGGCGUUGCAGGCGGUAAAAGACAUGUUCCCGAGGAUAUCCAACAGCGAGCUGAUGGCUCCUACUUGCAACAUUACGAUCUCUACGGAGAAGCUGAGAAAGCGGCUGAUGGAUGAGGGCGUGAGCGAGGCGGCUAUACAAGACAGCGAGCAGAUUAUGCGGAGCGAGUUCACAGCGCUACAGAACCAGCUGGUGUUGCUCAAGCAGAAGCAGUGCCUCCUCAUCGACACGCUCAGGCAGUUAGAGACAGAAAAGGUUGAUCUGGAAAAUACAGUAGUUGAUGAGAGCCAAAGGCAAGUUGGUGAUCAAGGGGUUUCUAGUCAGUUGCGGCUUGACAAAUCUAGUGAAGGUAGUGUAACCGAGUCAGAUGAUGACAAUGAAAGAGUAGAUGCCGCAGAGGAAGAGACCGACGAUGAAGAAAAUACAUUUUUUGAUACUCGUGACUUUCUGUCAUCAAGUUCAUUUAAAAGUAGUGGAUCUGGUUUUAGGACAUCAUCCUUCUCUUCAGAUGAAGAAGGGUUUACUGUAGUUGAGUCUGAAGACGAUGUGGAUCCUUCAAUUAGAUCCGUUGGGUUCAACUAUCCUUACAUUAAGCGCCGUAAAAAAUUGCCUGAUCCAAUUGAGAAAGAAAAAGGUGUCAGUCUUUGGUCGAUGAUCAAGGAUAAUAUUGGGAAGGAUCUCACAAAAGUUUGUCUUCCUGUUUACUUCAAUGAGCCCCUCUCUUCUCUGCAGAAGUGUUUUGAAGAUCUGGAAUAUUCAUAUCUCCUUGACAGAGCGUAUGAAUGGGGAAGAAGGGGUAAUAGCCUCAUGAGAAUUCUUAAUGUGGCUGCUUUUGCUGUAUCCGGAUAUGCUUCAACUGAAGGAAGAAUUUGCAAGCCAUUUAAUCCAUUAUUAGGAGAAACCUAUGAAGCAGACUAUCCAGAUAAAGGCGUUCGGUUUUUCUCUGAGAAGGUUAGUCAUCAUCCAAUGAUUGUAGCAUGUCACUGUGAGGGCACUGGAUGGAAAUUCUGGGGGGAUAGCAAUCUGAAGAGCAAAUUUUGGGGUAGAUCAAUCCAGCUUGACCCAGUAGGUGUUUUGACUUUAGAGUUUGAUGACGGAGAAAUUUUUCAGUGGAGUAAGGUUACAACAUCAAUAUACAACCUCAUACUGGGUAAGCUGUAUUGUGAUCAUUAUGGCACAAUGCGCAUUGAGGGCAAUCGUGAUUAUUCAUGUAAGCUGAAAUUCAAGGAGCAGUCAAUUAUUGAUCGAAAUCCUCACCAGGUCCAUGGUAUAGUUCAAGAUCAAAAUGGAAAGACGGUGGCAACCCUAUUUGGAAAAUGGGAUGAAAGCAUGCAUUUUGUUUAUGGCGACUGUUCAGGGAAGGGAAAGGGACACGAGUCUCUCUCAGAAGCCCAUUGCCUCUGGAAACGAAGCAAGCCUCCUGAAUUUCCAACUAGAUAUAAUUUAACACGCUUUGCCAUCACAUUGAAUGAGCUCACUGCUGGGCUAAAGGAAAAAUUGCCACCUACUGAUUCAAGGCUUAGACCAGAUCAACGGCAUUUGGAAAGUGGGGAGUUUGAAAUGGCAAAUUCAGAGAAAUUGCGCCUAGAACAGCGGCAACGGCAGGCACGGAAGAUGCAAGAGAGAGGUUGGAAGCCUAUGUGGUUUGAGAAGGAUAAAGGAAGUGGCACAUACCGUUAUAUCGGCGGGUAUUGGGAAGCCAGAGAAGAGGGGAAAUGGGAUUCAUGUCCGGACAUUUUUGGCCAAAUUCCUUCGGAUCAGAUGUUAGACUGAAUUGAAAUAUUACAUUUACCAUGCUUUCUAAUUCUUUUUUCCUUCCCCUUUUCUCCAUUUUUUACGGGGUAGUGGCAAAAGACUGCUGAUAUGAGCAGUUGGAAAGGUGCCUCUCCCGUGUUAUCCUUGUAAGUGAAAGUAGAAGGCGUUUGCAGGUAAUAAUAAAAGAGAAAUUUUUUUUU
Carica papaya (papaya) is the source of this 2850-nucleotide messenger RNA. RefSeq names its product Pleckstrin homology (PH) domain superfamily protein. Gene Ontology annotation, molecular function: sterol binding. NCBI's taxonomy places the organism in Eukaryota, Viridiplantae, Streptophyta, Magnoliopsida, Brassicales, Caricaceae. Gene Ontology annotation, cellular component: cytosol; membrane. The record is from RefSeq and is a predicted model, not a curated record.